GCAGGAGGGCGAGAUUGGCGUACAGGAGAGACGCUCUGAACACAAAGUAACCAUUUUGUAAAUUUUUAUUCCCAAAGGAAACUUGGUGGUACAAAAGGAUUUGUGAAGGAAGGCUCACUGCUAGUAGUGUAGUGGAGAAAAAUAGAAGGUUUUUUUGUUAAAAUUUCUGGUCAUGGCUCCAUCUGCAAGCACAUCAAAAGUUGCUAGAUCUAUAGCCUUAAGGAUGAAGGCGGUGCAGAUGAAACGUUGUAGAAAAACCGUCUCUGAACCACCUAUUACUUCUCCAAAUCGUAAACCUACUACCCCCAAAAAGGCUGCAGCAAGACUGAUAGAAGCCAACAAGGCUACCUCUCCUAGGAGAAGUCCGCGAAAACAUAAAGCUACUCAGUCCAGCAAGGAUGUGUCCUCUAGGAGACGUAUGGCACCUCCUAAAGCAGUAAAUUCCAAGGUGGCUGUGGCAGCAAAGAAGUCGUCGUCCGGUCGUAAGUCUGCAAAGAGCAAGUCAUCCGAGGAUUCUGAUGAUGAUGACAACAUCACUGGUGGAUUGAGGUUGCUUAAGCGAGGGAUGGUAAGCAUGAAUAAAAUUACUAGGCGACUGAUUCGAGGAAAGAAGCUAAAGGUGAAUUCUAAUGCUGAUGGGGAGCCAAUUGGGAAGGCAGCUAAGGAGAUGCAGUCAUACAUUGGGGUGUUAGCACGCACCAAGAUCCCAAUAUCUAUAAAUGAUUGGAGAAAUGUGCCUUUGGAUGAAAAAGACAAGAUUUGGAAUAGUAUUCAGGAUGCUUAUGUGGUGCCAAAAGAAUGGAAGAAAUUGGUGAUUACAUCAGCCGGCCACAAAUGGAGAGAGUUCAAGAGCAAACUAACGAACUGGUACAUUAUUCCCUAUCUGGAUUCUCCUGAACUUUUAAAGUUCCCUCCAGAUGAUUAUCGAUCCAUUGAGGUAGAUGAAUGGAAUACGUUCGUGGCUGAUAGAACUUCAGAACAAUUUCAGGUACUCCGUGAAAAGCAGAAAAUAAAGAGGAAGGAGAAUAAGUAUCCUCAUCGAUUGUCACGGAAAGGAUAUGCUAACUUCCAAGAAGAAUUGGCUGAAAAAAUACCGAUUGAAGAAUUGGAUCGUGCUACGAUGUGGAUAAAGGCCCGGCAAGACAAGAGCGGCAACUUCAAAGGGCCAGCAGUGAAGAAGAAGGUCGAAAAAAUUGAAAGUUUGAAGAGGAAAGUGUCUGAAGGAGAAAUCAACCCUGAAGGAACAGAUGAUGUUCUGACUUUGGCGUUGGGAAAUCCUGAGUAUCCUGGUAGGGUACGCGGUGUUGGUGGCUUCGUCAAGCCUUCCGCAUAUUUUCAUCUACCUAAACGCCCAAUGCUAAAUGUAGAAGAUAGUGUUAGGGUAAGUGUUAAGAAGAUACUAGCAGAAGAGAAAGAAAAUAUCAUUGCUCAGGAAAGAGCCAAAUGGGAGUUGGAGAUGGAGCGACAAAUUGCUAGGGAAAGAGCUGCUUGGGAGGAAAGAUUUCAGAAGUUAGAAGCGAUGGUUAAGGGAAAAGAGAUGCCAGCUGACUCACCCAAACCUGUGACACCGCUGAAUGAUUUAGGCUCUGGUCAGGGCAGCUGUUCAAGGCUACUUGAACAGGCUGGUUUGAAAGCUAUUGAAAUUCAAGCCGCCAAAACUGCCAAGAAGAAGUUAGUUUUAGGGGAGGACCAGCAGAAAGUAGUUGAAGAGAAUGAAGUCUUUGUGGAUGGGGAGCUGAACAUCAAACUAACCUCGAUUAUUGAGGAGGAGGUUAGGAAUGAUUUAACUCCAAAAAAAAAUGCAGUUGUGGAGCAAGUGCAAGUGCCGGUUCAGUCCACCAAUAUUGUCCAGUCAGGGUGUAAACUUGCGAUAGAUUCAUUGGACAACAUAGUGGCUGAAGGAACGAUCAUUGAAGUGGAUGUUGAGUCCAGCAAGCAAACCAUCCAUGGUGUUCCAUUGGUUGAGGAAAAUGUCCGAGUGUCGAUCACCAAAUCUAUUGUUGCCAAUGCUUUGCUACCAAUUCCUAUUAAGGAUGAGAUUCUGUUUGUCCGCGAUGCAAUUGGUACAUGCAUUGCUUGGCCUAGAGACUGGGUUAUACCCACUGCAGCUGAUGCAAAGCAACAAAAGCAUAAAAUUGUGAGGAGGAAAAAGAAGGAUACAUAUGAUGAUUUUUUUGAUCAUGAUGAUUUGGACAAGCUGCCACCCAAUUUGCCUCCACCACUUAAGACGUUGGCCACAUGGGCUAAUGAUAACUUAAAGGAUGGGAUCACCAUCCACACAACCUUAGGCGAGGAAUUAUUUGGAUAUCGAAAGAAGGUCGCCAUCUUCAGAAGGGAUGUGUAUGCCAUGACCAACAUGGAGGAGGUUUCUGCCGGCUGCGUUGUGAUGUAUAUGAGCUUCCUUUAUCAAGUGUUGAAGAAAUCGAAGAUGCUUGACAUGAUUGGCUUCGUAGAUCCUGCUAAUACUGGUGUCAUUGGCUGUGGAAAUCCGACUGAACGGGCUCGUUCGUUGUCAGUUUCUUAUGAAAGAGGGAAGCCUGGUCAGAUUUUUUUGGUCCCCUAUAAUUCAGGCUGUCAUUGGAUGUUGACGGUGGCGAACCCCACUGAAGAAGUUGUGUAUUUUAUGGAUCCGCUAAAGAGGCGACUCAUCACCGGUGAAUGGAGAACUAUUGUGGACAACUCCAUCAAAAUAUUCAAUGCCCAAAAACAUAGGAAAGGCCGAAAGACUGUUCAAUGGAAAAACUGUGCAGGCAUUCCGGAGCAGAUGGGUGAUAAGACUUGUGGAUAUUGGAUUAUGCAUUACAUGAGGGAUAUAGUAGAGGACAAAAACCAAGAGUGGAGUGCUAAGUGGGAAAGAAAAGCAAAUCACUAUUACACAAUGGAGAAUGUUGAUGUUGUCCGGGCAGAGUGGGCAAAGUAUGUUAUGAAGUUCAGAGAUAACUAGUGCAUGUGUAGGUUUAUUAACUAGUGCAUCAACUUUUGGACAUGGAUAGUUGAUAUAUAUAUAUAUAUAUAUAUAUAGGCCAGAUUUUGAUUGCAGUACUGCUAGCUAUUUUGCUUGUUGUUUAGUUGGUUGCCCACAUUGUGUUGUGCUUCUGGUUUAUUAGCAAGCAGUACUGCAUGCAUAUAUUUUGGUGGCUGCCCAGUUUAGUAUAUAUGGGCUGUUUAGAACUGUGAUGUUGAUGAUUAGGUUCUGAUGUUGAUGAUUAGAACUAUGUACCUGAGACAAUGGUAGAACUGAUGUUGAUGAUUAGAACUGUGAUGUUGAUGAUUAGGUUCUGAUGUUGAUGAUUAGAACUAUGUACC
Molecule: messenger RNA, 3306 nt
Organism: Rosa rugosa (rugosa rose)
Lineage: Eukaryota; Viridiplantae; Streptophyta; Magnoliopsida; Rosales; Rosaceae
Exons: 14
Coding region: 173-2944 (923 amino acids)
Biological process (GO): proteolysis
Molecular function (GO): cysteine-type peptidase activity
Source: RefSeq, a predicted model, not a curated record